Messenger RNA from Diceros bicornis minor, 1589 nucleotides. RefSeq names its product indoleamine 2,3-dioxygenase 1 (gene IDO1). Gene Ontology annotation, molecular function: metal ion binding; indoleamine 2,3-dioxygenase activity; heme binding. Gene Ontology annotation, cellular component: cytoplasm. The coding region runs from base 181 to 1392 and encodes 403 amino acids. Gene Ontology annotation, biological process: 'de novo' NAD+ biosynthetic process from L-tryptophan. NCBI's taxonomy places the organism in Eukaryota, Metazoa, Chordata, Mammalia, Perissodactyla, Rhinocerotidae. The transcript is spliced from 10 exons. The record is from RefSeq and is a predicted model, not a curated record.
AAAUUACAAAGAGAGAAAGAAAGAAAAUGAAACUAUUCCAAAAGGGGAAGUGAUUUCUUAGCUGCCUACAUGGUAACUUGUGGUCACUGGCUAUGGCAACCUCUGAAAUAAAUAGAUGUUCUGAAAUUCCUGAGACACUGAGGAGGAACUGAGGAGUAGGCUGCAAGAAUUGUGUAUGGUAUGGCAUCUCCUGUGGAAAAUUCUUGGAAAAUCAAAGAAGAAUACCACAUAGAUGAAGAUUUGGGCUUCGCUCUGCCAAAUCCACUGGAGGAAUUACCUUACCCUUUUGAUGUCUGGAUUUCCAUUGCUAAAAAUCUGCCUACAUUGAUUGAGAAUGACCAACUACGUGCAGAAGUUGAGAAGUUAAAAACACUCAACAUUGAUGACCUCCAAGGGCACAAGUUGCAGCGCCUGGCACAUCUGGUCCUGGGGUAUAUCACCAUGGCAUAUGUGUGGAAUAAAGGUGACGGAGAUGUCCGUAAGGUCCUGCCUAGCAAUAUUGCUAUUCCUUACUGCAAACUCUCUGAGAAGCUGGGACUUCCUCCUAUUCUGGUUUAUGCAGACUGUGUCUUGGCAAACUGGAAGAAAAAGGAUCCCAGAGGGCCCAUGACUUAUGAGAACAUGGACAUUCUGUUCUCAUUUCCUGGUGGGGACUGUGGCAAAGGAUUCUUCCUGAUUUCUUUAUUGGUGGAACUAGCAGCUGCUUCUGCAAUCAAAGAAAUUCCCAUUAUAUUCAAUGCUGUGCAACAUCAGGACCAGGAUACUUUGCAAAAGGCAUUGGUUGAUAUAACUUCUUGUCUGCACAAAGCCCUUGAAGUGUUUCACCAAAUUCAUGACUACGUGGACCCAAACGAAUUUUUCGGUAUUCUUCGCAUAUACUUGUCUGGCUGGAAAGGCAACCCCCAGCUGUCAGAAGGUCUGCUGUAUGAAGGCGUCUGGGACACCCCAAAGAAGUUCGCAGGGGGCAGUGCAGCCCAAAGCAGCAUCUUUCAGUGCUUCGAUGUUCUGCUCGGUGUCCAGCAGAGUGCUGGUGAAAAAUCUGCUGCUGAAUUCCUCCAGGAAAUGAGAACUUAUAUGCCACCAGCUCACCAAAACUUUCUUCACUCAUUAGAGUCAGCGCCCUCAGUCCGUGAGUUUGUCCUUUCAAAAGAUAAUGCUGGCCUGCAGGCAGUUUAUAAUGACUGUGUGAAAGCCAUGGUCUCCCUGAGAAGCUACCAUUUGCAAAUAGUAACUAAGUACAUUGUGAUUCCUGCACGCCAGCAGUCCAAGAAAAACCAAACAGCGGAAGAGCCAUCAGAAAAGGAAAAUAAAGGAACUGGAGGCACUGAAGUCAUGUAUUUCCUAAAGUCUGUAAGAAGUACAACCGAGCACGCCCUAUUGAAGGAAAAGUAAUGAAACCUAAGCAUGGGUACAUUUUUCAAGACAGAGAUGUCUGUGUAUAUUAACGUCACUGCUAAUUCUAUCAGACCCCUGAGUUAUUAAUAUGCAACAGCUUCUCAAGAGUACAUUAUGAAAGAUUUCAAAAUAAUUUUUUCUGAUAUCUGUGCAUUCCUUGUAUAAAACAAUAAAAAGCAAUUAUAUUAGAAGAU